AUUGAAUAUGUUUAAGUUCCUACUUGGAGGCAUCGGUGAUCCACUGCUACUAGACGCAUAAUCAUGUUAAGUGAAAGCUUCUUACAUUCCGUCAAGAACCGUUCGAACUGUUUGAACGCACCAGUAAUUUUGCCGCCGUUUGACUUUGGUGUGUACAGUGUGAUCGGGUUCUUUGGAUGCUUUCUGAAGAUUUCCUGAGAUCCACAUGUCGCUCUUGUUUUUAGUGUGUUACCUACGAUUUAUUCCAUCCAUUGGAAGUCGGUAAUACAGAUACAGUUUGUAGCAAUCUCAUCUGUACGGUUACUGAGGUUACAAGUUUUUGAGGCAGGAUCAUUUUCGAAUUGAAAUAUGAGCAAAGAUCAUAAACCACGCGUUCGCAAACGAGCAACACAUAUUGUAACUGAUUCGAGGCCACGGCAUAAUUACGGAAGUGAGAAACCACUGUUUGUCUAUUCAUGUAUCUGUGGUCAAAUGUCACUGAUAAUUGACUGUCUAGUUGAGAAACUACCAAGGCGUCCUAGAGAUGACGCUAGAGUUAUUGAUGGAUCCAAACGUGCUCAUAAAACAACAGCUACGGCUGUUAAUCCACUCACUCCAAUUUAUAUACGUUGGCCAAAUGGAAUAGAGAAGCAGUUCCGCAGGUAUUGCAAAAGCUGUGGAUUACCAAUCUUUUAUCGUCACAGUGCAGAAAAUUCAACGACUGAAUUUAUUAUAAAGAAUGCAUUAAAACUUCAAGAUGACCAAGCUGCAUUAUCUGCAUCUAUGUUAUGUCCGAAACGACCAACUGCUGCGAAGCAUAUUGAUGAAAGCUCUGCUAAUGCCAGAUUACUCGAAGCAUUAGCUGCUGAAGCGGCUGCCCUACAGCAAAGUGAAGCCUCGAAUAACGCCCCAUUGCGUCGAAGUGUUCAACAACAAGAAACUACUCAAGGCAUUGAUACCGCUGUCACUGUUUCUACUAUUGAAGAUGAAGAAGAGGAAGCCGAAGCAAAAGAAAUAGCAGAUUCGUAUGCAGCCAAUGCUCGUGUCAUUGAACAAGAAAUGAUUCGACGUGGCAUCAUAAAACGCCGUUUGGUUGAUGAGGCCAAUGAAGAGGCUCAACAAAGGCGAAUUCGAGGGACGUUAAUUGAAAAGCAAUAAUUCUUUCCAUAAAGAACAAAAAAUCACUACGAAUCUAUGGUUGAUUUUUUAUAUCUGUAAAUACGAAAUUAUGUUAUUUGGUGGUUUUCUUUAGCUUCAGAACCAAAAUAUUUCUUAAUAACUACAAUGUUUUUCAAUUAAUUAAUACUGGUUUUUAAAAAAAGUGUAUUUUCCCAGUCAAGUCAUUUGUUCUCAAUAAAAAUUUAUCCAUCGAGUCAAUCAAAAAUGUACGCUGUAUGAAUACGAUUUUGCGUCAUUUCUGUAUAUUAAAUUUGCUUUAUCUGUGCAGAAGCAAACGCUGCCUGAUAGCAGAAAAAAACUGUCCACAAGUAGUAUCUUUUAUUACGAAUUUCCUUGUAUGAUUUUCAAUAUCUCUUAUUACAACC
Molecule: messenger RNA, 1523 nt
Organism: Schistosoma bovis
Lineage: Eukaryota; Metazoa; Platyhelminthes; Trematoda; Strigeidida; Schistosomatidae
Source: the annotation of a GenBank genome assembly